Messenger RNA from Marchantia polymorpha subsp. ruderalis, 2289 nucleotides. NCBI's taxonomy places the organism in Eukaryota, Viridiplantae, Streptophyta, Marchantiopsida, Marchantiales, Marchantiaceae. The record is from the annotation of a GenBank genome assembly.
UCAGGUCAAAGACUUCUCGUCUUUUGUUGCACAGCUCGUCCGGCUGACACGGCAUUGUGCACUAGGUUUCCUUUUUCUCGUCUUCUCUGAUGGAUGAAGCUAACGCACGUAGUGUGCUACAUUGUAUUUUGGAAGUCGAAUUUGAAUGUUGUCGCGGCAUUUUCUUCUCUGUGUAUCGGAGAUUGAGUACUAGUUUGCUGACCUUUGUUGGAUUAAUCCCCUAGUUUAAGAUUAGCUUGCAGAGCAUUUUCCUAGUCGGUGUGAGAUGCGUCGUGGAUGCAGUGCCGAAUUGUGGAUACAGUGUCGUUGCACCAGCUUUUAAUUCCUCCUUCUGGCUCGCAACUGGUUUAUUUGAACUCAGGAGUGAUAUCACAGGACACCCUGCUUUUGAGAUUGGAGGACUAAAUAGCCAUAAAAGCAUAUUACCCUGUUACUUUCUUGAGGAGAGCAGGGCGAUCAGACAUGGUACGAGCAAUGCUUCUGCCUCCUGCAGGUCAAGCUCAUAGUCCAGGGCUGAUACAUGUCCUCGAUCUACUAGAGAGACAUUGUCUAGCGCCUGAUGGGUCAUUACUCGUCAAUUCCACCUAUCAGGACCUCCUUCUGGCACGAGAAGAGAUGGCGAAAGAAAGACUUCGGUACUUUGAAGCAAUGGCUCUUUACUGUGAGGCAGUGGCCUUAGUCGAGGAAUACCACCAAGCUGUGUCCGUUGCAAACGCAGGAGGUAUCCGGGACUUGCAGGCAGUCUUCGGCCAACUUGGUCUACGCUGCGCACCUCAGGUUUAUGAAGCUCUUGAACAAAGACUAGUUAUCGCGGAGUCAGCCCAACGCCUUAGAUUGCCACUUAUCGCUAAAGAUGGGGAGUUGCCAGAUGAGGAUAUGGAAAAGUGGAGUAUCAUCUCUCGCAGUUCUUUUGACAGCAGUAGCACUACCAGCAUCAGCACAAAUACUACCGUUACCAGUAUCAUGACAUCCUCCACUACUCCAAGCACUUUCUUCUUAGGUGGAACUAAUCCAUCGGAGUUGGCAGAUCCAGGCAUAGGGGGACCUGUGCAUAGGAUGUUGGGAUUGACUCCAACUUGGUUUCGUCAAAGUCAACUAAUGCAUGCACCGUUCACAGAGGAUAGUACCGUAUAUCAGAUGGCUCUCAUUCCUCAGAUCGAAUCCCGGCUAAGGUCGAAGUGCGACAAGCUUGCUGCGGUUUCAGAAGCUGAUCAAGCAGUGAAUCUCCAUCCGUCAAAGAGCACGCGACUUACAGACAGAGUAAAAGUAUCAGUAGAGACGAUUGAAGCCGAAGAGUGGGCCUUGCUGGAGGAUCUAUUCUCAGCCGACCGCAAGUUUUCCGAAUACUAUAACGUCUUGGAGCAGAUUCUUGGGGUUUUAUUAAGACUGGUGAAAGAUUUCAAAUUAACUCAUCAAUUUCAAUAUGAUGGAAUGAGGAAAGCAUGGCUUUGCAAAAGAUGUCAGACCAUGAAUACGAAGUUGAGAGUGUUGGAGCAUCUUCUUUUAAGAGAUACUUACACACAAGAUUCCAUCCCUGCUCUUCAUAAAAUCAGGAGCUACCUGGUGGAAGCGAAUGAAGAGGCAACUGCAGCUUACAACAGAGCAGUUACGAGAUUGCGUGAGUAUCAAGGAGUGGAUCAGUAUUUUGAUGACAUAGCUCGUCGUUACCACGAUUUAAUCACUAAACUGGAGGGUAUUCAGUGGACAAUACGACAGGUGGAGAUGGACCUAAAUAAUGCCCAUGAUCAUUCGUAGCAUGGUAAUGCUUCAAAUCUCGAUAUUGUCAACAGUUUCUUUAUGAGUCUAUUGGAUCAACAUACUCGAUGUUCAAUUCAUCUUUUUAUCACCUCGCAGACCCUACAAUACAAAGUUACAUGCAUCAACGUCAUUGACGAUUCAUCUAAACGGGCACUCCACCACAUCUAUAAAGGAGACUAUGAAAGAAGAUUGGGAAGGGGUAUGGAGGCGCCCAAUCAGGACACUUCUUUUAUCUCUCAACAGACCCUUGCUGAUGGUUGGAACCGGUGAGAUUAUUUGGCAGAUGUCAUCAAAGAUCUAAUGGAAUUAUACAAGGCUCAACCACUUACUCUUAACGCUUCCAAAUCAUGAGAGCGUUCUGUAUGAUUGACCUUGAUGACCUUCAGUAGGUCAUUGUAGCAAUAGGUUGUAGUGUCUGCAGAUAGUAGACAGAUAUUUAAGGAGCAUGUACGCACGAAAGUCAAAUUAGCAUAACCUUCUUUUGUAUAUUAUUAUGGUUUUGUGGAUAUCAAAUACAGGAGUUACAUUUCA